AUGGAUAUUUUGAUUACAAGGUGUGAUGGGAAAAAUGCUGAUGAUUUCCUAUUAAACUUGAUCACAAGAUUGGAGGGGAAAUUGUUAACUCAUCAUCUGACAAUGCCAAAAAGAACUGAACAGGAUUGUGAAACUUAUAUGGGGAUUGGAAGAGUGUCUAAUUAGGCUGUGCAUCGAAGGAUUGAUCUGAAACUGUAUCCAAAAGAACAGUAUGGUUGUGCAGUUUUAUAUUUCACUGGGUCUGAUCAUUACAAUAGAAGCAUGAGAUUGUGGGCUCAAAAAAACGGAUAUACUUUGUAAGGUGCUCAUAAUAAGAAGUUGUGGAAAGGAGAAGUAAUACCAUGUGAAGAAGAAAUGGAUGUGUAUAAGAUUUUAGGAUUGAAAUACAAACCUCCCAAGGAGAGAUCGGUAUGA
Molecule: messenger RNA, 414 nt
Organism: Paramecium tetraurelia
Lineage: Eukaryota; Ciliophora; Oligohymenophorea; Peniculida; Parameciidae
Exons: 2
Biological process (GO): double-strand break repair via nonhomologous end joining
Cellular component (GO): nucleus
Molecular function (GO): DNA-directed DNA polymerase activity; DNA binding
Source: RefSeq, a predicted model, not a curated record